AAAUGACGGCAGUGACAUGCUAAGGACUACACAAGGGAUCCAGUCAGGAUACAUUCUACCCUCUGGAAUAUUGCUAUGGAACCAGAGACUGAAACUAAAGCCAGCACCUCCGUACGUACAUUGGACAAGCAUGCCCAGCUCAUCCUUGCACAGAUGAAUCAGAUGAGACAAAAGCUUGAGUUCUGUGAUGUGCAAAUACAGAUAGGCGACACAAGGUUUGGGGUACACAAGUUAGUACUGGCUGCAAGCAGCCCCUAUUUUGAAGCACUUCUGGCUGGUGGAAUGAAAGAGUCUUUGAUUGAUGUGGUACAGAUUCAAGGACUAGAACCAAAAAGUUUUCAACUGAUCUUGGAUUUUAUUUACACAGGUUCAGUAAAUAUCAGCACAGAGAAUGUUGAAGAGCUGAUGACUGCAGCAGAUAUGCUUCAGCUGAGCCAUGUGGUGGAGCUGUGCUGUGACUUUCUUACGGAGCAUACUGAACCAGCCAAUUGUAUAGGCUUCUUCCAGUUUGCAGAGCAUCUAGCCUGCCAUCCACUGCUUGAGUUUACUGAAAGUUAUAUCCACACACAUUUUACAGAGGUGCAGACUGGGGAUGAAUUUCCAACCCUGACUAAGGAUCAGCUUGUACAAAUUUUACAAAGCGAGGAGCUCUGCAUUGAAGAUGAAUACCAAGUUUUCUCUGCUGCAAUGACAUGGAUCCAGAAGGACAUUGUCACACGAAAGAGACAUGUUAUUGAAGUUUUGGAGCCAGUACGUUUUUCAUUAUUACCUCCAAAAAGACUUCAAAAAGCUAUUGAAGAUAUCACUGACUUCAGCCUUCGCGUAGCUCUGCAGACCCUCCUGAGAGAAUACUGUGAGCCCAGCCUUUCGCCAAAAGACAAAAAACUUUGCAACUUUCUGCAGACAUCUCGAGUUCGGCCACGCAGAAAAGCCCGGAAAUUUCUUUAUGCAAUUGGUGGGUACACUCGCUUGCUUGGUGGCCGUUGGAGUGACAGCAGAGCUUUAAGUUGUGUGGAACGCUUUGAUACCUUCAGUCAGUACUGGAGCACAGUGUCAUCUCUGCACCAAGCUCGAAGUGGGAUGAGUGUAGCAGUUUUGGAAGGGAGAAUCUAUGUGAUUGGAGGUGAAAAGGACUCCAUGAUUUUUGACUGUGUGGAAUGCUAUGACCCAGUGAGUAAACAGUGGGCAGCAGUGUCUUCCAUGAACCAGCCUAGAUGUGGUGUCGGAGUAUGUUCCUCUCAUGGAGCCAUUUAUGCCUUAGGAGGCUGGGUUGGAUCAGAAAUUGGAAACAGCAUUGAGCGCUUUUCACCUGAAGAGAAUGCUUGGCAAGUAGUAGGAAGCAUGGCUGUUCCUAGGUAUAACUUUGCUUGCUGUGAAAGGCAGGGUUUGAUCUAUGUUGUUGGAGGUAUCAGCCAUGAGGGUGUAGAGCUACGCUCAGCUGAAGUGUAUGAUCCCAUUACCAGACGCUGGAUGUCCUUGCCUCCCAUGGGAACCCGCCGAGCAUAUCUAGGUGUUGCCUGUUUAAAUGAUUGCCUGUAUGCAGUAGGCGGAGGAAACGAGAGUCAAGAUGCACUAAAUACAGUGGAGAAAUUCUCUUUUGAGGAGGAAAAGUGGGUGGAAGUAGCUCCAAUGAAGAUUCCAAGAUCAGGAGUAUCUGUGGUGUCUGUAAAUGGCCUCCUAUAUGCUGCUGGAGGACGCUCCACCAAGCAGAACUUUACAGCUCCUGUUACUACUGAUACAGUUGAAGUUUAUAACCCUCACACAGAUUCCUGGACUGAUAUUGGCAGCAUGAUUACAAGCCGCUGCGAGGGAGGACUUGCUGUGCUAUGACAACAAUAAGCAUAUAGGGGCAGAUUUAUCAAAAUAUGAGAUUAGAGCUCACCACUAGUGAUGUGCGGGUGGGUUCAGGCCAACUUUGGCACACCAGUUGUGGGUCACUGGCUUCUAGUUUUAUAGGUGCGCACCCACCUUGUCCCUUUUGUGACAGCAUCAGCAGGUUGGGUCUAUAAACAGAGGGGAGAAGCGGGUGUGGGCGAGUUCAGGUUGGCUGCGGGUUGAGUUUUUUUCGACACAGAAAAACUCACCUACUUAAUAUUCAUUCCUAUGGGAAAUGUGUAUUUAUCAAUGGGUGAAAGUUACAAUUCACCAUUUGAUAAAUAUGCUUUUAAAAAUCCCAUAGAAAUAAUAGAAAGUGGGUGAGUUUUGCUGCGGUAAACUCUAAUCUCACAUUUUGAUAACUAUGCCCCAUAGAGCUGACCUCUAUUUAAAUUGGUCUAACCACACCAAUUUCUUAGCACUUCCAUGAAGCUAACUUUUUAUCGAAUUUUCUCUAGCUGUUGAGUGUAGAAUAUUGCAUAAAAUGUAUUUUAUGUUGAUGUUUCAUGUGAGUUACAGAUUCCUUUCACACAAAAACUUCUAUUGCCCAAAAAUAUAUCUGGAAACUGGCAAUUAUAGGUGAAACUAAUACAAAUUAGUACACCUGAAACAAACUUAAAUCUGUGUGGCACAUUGCCAUUACAACUCAACACAAGCAGCCUUUGUCACUGGACUAGCACAAUGUAUAGCAACAGUUAAUGAUGCAGCAAUAUACUAUGCUAUCAGUGAAUGGGAGGCUGUUUUGAUAAAAUGGCAUUCAAUAAUUGUGAUUUAGUUUUAUAUACAUGUUCUGCUGUGUGUAUAUUAUAUAAUAAAGCACUUUAUAGAAUA
Messenger RNA from Xenopus laevis (African clawed frog), 2706 nucleotides. RefSeq names its product intracisternal A particle-promoted polypeptide L homeolog (gene ipp.L). The record is from RefSeq and is marked provisional. Gene Ontology annotation, molecular function: actin binding. NCBI's taxonomy places the organism in Eukaryota, Metazoa, Chordata, Amphibia, Anura, Pipidae.